AUGUCAUCUGGUAGCCUUGUCAUGGAUAAGCCUUCAUUAUUUUUACCUAUCAAGACUGAAAUGGAUCUCAACUCGCAUGGCCAAACAAAUCACUUGCAGAACUUAUCGCCGAUGGAAUUAGUCAAAUUGGGACAACAUUUUCAGCUCGAUAUACACCACCAACAACCUCAGCAACAUUAUUCUUCUGUCACAUCAUCUACGUCGAAUGGUUGGGAUCCCACGGAACAUUUUGGCUCAUUGAAGGUUGCUAAAAACAGUUCCACUCCCUACACGGAUGCGACAAAUUGUAAAAAAUCGAGCAAUCAUAUAAAGCGUCCAAUGAAUGCUUUCAUGGUCUGGUCACAAAUGGAACGUCGGAAAAUUUGCGAAACUUCACCGGACAUGCACAAUGCGGAAAUCAGCAAAAGGCUUGGCUUACAAUGGCGUCAAUUAUCGGAUACUGAGAAAGCACCGUACAUUGCGGAAGCAGAACGUUUACGUGUGAUGCACAUGAAGGAAUAUCCGGAUUACAAGUACAAACCGCGGAAGAAGCCGAAAAAGGGUGCGGAUGGACAGGUUGCUGUUUCUGCAAGUAAUUCUUGUCAUGUGCCCAGUCAGACACUGCGACACAAUAACAUCACUUCAUCGAUUACUGGUGCCAGUCGACCGAAAACACAUAAACGGAUACUUGGUUUGUCAGUGAAUGGUCAAAGCGAAAUCCAUCACCACUUACCAUUUGCUGGUAAAUCGAUGAAGAUUGACCAUGACGGUAUUCGUUAUCUGAAUUCGGCCACCAACGAUCAAAAGAUAUCACCACUUGCAAAUGUCGCUAUAAAACAGGAAGGGUUAUUCAAACAGUCAUUUUCAUCACCGAAUAAUUUUGUGAGUACACCAGUGACUCCGGAAAGCGGUUUUUACGAUGAUUUUUAUACAUCAGCUCAGCAUCCCGCCGUCCCGGUGUAUUCAUCUUUAACAGCCAAUGCACCAUCGCAACAUCUGUUGAUUCCUUGUACAAAAAUGAACCAUGUAGGUGAUGUAAGUACUUCCUACAACACUAGCAACGGUAGUGCAUCAUCGAUGAUGCAUCAUCAGCAGUUCUCUGCAUACUAUCAGCAACCACCAUCAACCGGGCAAUCACCAAUUGCUAUUCCGAACAAUGCAUUAAUCGCUGAUCAGGAUGAAUUGCGUUCGAUGUCAAGCGGGUCGAGUAGUGGAUACGCGAGCGCAGGAACAGCCGUUGAUACGGAAACAGCUACCAGCUCAGUUCCUAUUAUCACUCAUGUAGUCAAUGUACGUUCCCCUAUUUGCUCCAUGUCUUAUUAUCCGUCAAGUGGACCCAGCACUAGCUCUGAUCCAUUUGUCUCAAACGGUUCUACGCAGCAGUCAUCAGCGCCACCGCCACCAUCAUCAGAUGAUCCAAAUCAGUCUCAGACCGAUGUCGAGCUUCUGCCAUCUAUUAGUGAUUUUCAGUUUCCAGCUGCGAUGAGCGGUAUGUGGGGUGCGCCAGUCAGUACAGAUUUAUGGACUACGACAUCAACACACCCAAAUCACCAAAUUACGCGAUCACUAACAAAUUAUGAUGCUUACUGCAAUCGCAUCUAGAAGUAGAUUUGUUCAAAUUCCUUUGAAACCGCAAACUUCAAAAACAGAACUUCUGAGCAAUUGAAACCUUACCGC
Messenger RNA from Loa loa (African eye worm), 1656 nucleotides. Its product is annotated as HMG box family protein. Gene Ontology annotation, molecular function: DNA-binding transcription factor activity, RNA polymerase II-specific; RNA polymerase II cis-regulatory region sequence-specific DNA binding. The transcript is spliced from 8 exons. The record is from RefSeq and is a predicted model, not a curated record. Gene Ontology annotation, biological process: regulation of DNA-templated transcription; cell differentiation; anatomical structure morphogenesis. The coding region runs from base 1 to 1581 and encodes 526 amino acids. Lineage: Eukaryota; Metazoa; Nematoda; Chromadorea; Rhabditida; Onchocercidae.